Molecule: messenger RNA, 511 nt
Organism: Prorocentrum cordatum
Lineage: Eukaryota; Dinophyceae; Prorocentrales; Prorocentraceae
Source: the annotation of a GenBank genome assembly
GGCAGCCCCGACGUGCGUCGGGGCAAAGUGCACUUGGCCGUUGAAGCGCGCACUCCCAUCUGCGCGGGGUGAGUCCCACAAGGUCAAAGCUAUGCCAAUCCUGGCGACAUUCUACACGCAGAAGAAAGGUGGACUGCGUUCGGCCGCCAUCGCACGCAUUGGUUGGUCGGGGGGCGGCGCGGCGCUGGCCGACGACGUGCACCAGACUUCAUGCGCGCACAAGACAACGGACGACACGCUGCAGGAGGUUGCGGAGCACGUGAACGCGUUCGAGUCACCGCUUUCGAUGAAUAGCAUCGCCCGCAUCAAGCCAGGAGACGUCAUUAUGAGUGCAGGGACAAACGUCCUCGCGGACGGCUUUGAAAUGAUAAGUUUGGAAGACGGUGGUGCGGUGGAUCGCGGACCCUGCGCGCCUCGCUCGCGGUUGAUCCAGGACGUGGACUUCAAGCACAUGGAGAACUUGGCGAUCAUCAACGAAGAUUUGGACGCGCUGUUCCGCGCGGCGUUGAAG